This is a messenger RNA of Seminavis robusta, 624 nucleotides long. NCBI's taxonomy places the organism in Eukaryota, Bacillariophyta, Bacillariophyceae, Naviculales, Naviculaceae. The record is from the annotation of a GenBank genome assembly.
AUGGAGGAAUACACCCAUCGUUUGGAGGAAAGGAAAGAAUUUGAACGGAUCCCAACAUACCUUGAGCUCUCGUUCCAAAUCAGUGUGAUGGCACUCACAAAGUCCGGCCAAGAGCUGAACGUGUAUUACAAUUUGAAAUCCGCAGCACAAGGAGGUCCUAUCAAAGUGACGGGUCUUCACUUUGCGGCCAUGCACGGAGACAUUCAGCUGUGUCGCCUGCUACUGUGUCGUGGAGCUCAUGUGAAUGCCAACAUAUUCAUUCCAAACGACCAGGAGAGCAGUGAUCUCAGCCAGGAGGCGGCAAAUCGAGCAGAUGGGCUCUUUGAGGGCGCCGGAGGCAAACCCGGUGGAACAGCUGUUGCCACUCUUGAACACCAAACCAUAGGUUCCUCCUUCGCCAUCCGUGGAAACCCCGGGUUUCCAUCAAUGCCACGCAGCUCAUGCUGGACCAAUGCCAACGGUGAUGAGAUCAUGUAUCUCAACACCUAUAUGCAUGGUGAGAGGGUGUAUGCUUCUCUCUUGUUCAAAAGAGGGGUUGACCCUGUGAACGAAAAGGCCCUGGAUGACAUUGCAAGUGAAGCCAAAAUGGCGAAUAUAAGGCGCGACCUCGGGUUAUCAAGAUGA